Messenger RNA from Ceratitis capitata (Mediterranean fruit fly), 1541 nucleotides. RefSeq names its product pyridoxal kinase. The record is from RefSeq and is a predicted model, not a curated record. Gene Ontology annotation, molecular function: pyridoxal kinase activity. Gene Ontology annotation, biological process: pyridoxal 5'-phosphate salvage. Lineage: Eukaryota; Metazoa; Arthropoda; Insecta; Diptera; Tephritidae. The transcript has 5 exons. Gene Ontology annotation, cellular component: cytosol. Bases 417 to 1337 code for a protein of 306 amino acids.
AUACAACUUUUGUAUAUGCCAAAUCAGCCUCUUCGUUGGAAUCUUUUAACCUUAUCUUUUAUAAAUAACUGUGAGAUAAUAAAACACAGACUGGUAAAAGUGUUUAAACGUCUAUAAAACAUUUUUUGCAAACAACGGCCAAUAAUAGUGACCUGAAAAGAAAUUGUUGUUUUUACAUAAAAUUGAUAAGAUACUCCCUAACUUUAUCAACUUUUACAACCUGAUUACUAUAUUAAAUAAAAUGACUAGCUAUUGUAUUUAUACUCUCUGAUGCUCAAAAAGCUGUUAGUUUUAGUUCAUACUUGGACAAAGGCUUAUAUUCCAGUACGGCACCUGGUAUAAUUUAAUUUAAUAAUUAAAUAAUUAUACAGACCUUGAAAGGGCUUCAUAUUUAUUGUCUAAAAAUAAAAAUCAGUAUGGGCGAUCCAGGCUUAAAUAGACGCGUUCUAUCCAUACAAAGUCACGUGGUACAUGGAUAUGUUGGAAAUAAAAGUGCUGCAUUUCCAUUACAGGUAUUGGGGUUUGAAGUAGAUGCUAUUAAUUCUGUGCAAUUGUCUAACCAUACCGGCUAUAGGAGCAUUAAAGGUCAGGUGCUGCAAGAGAAGGAAUUAGCUGAGCUUUUUGAAGGAUUGGAAGCCAACAAUCUGUUACAAUGCUACACGCAUUUACUAACUGGUUACACUGGCAGUGCAUCUUUUUUGAGUCGAAUUUCCAACAUUGUAUCCAAACUUCGUGAGAUAAAUCCGCAACUAAUCUACGUGUGCGAUCCUGUUAUGGGCGAUAAUGGUAAAAUGUAUGUACCUGAAGAUUUACUGCCAAUAUAUCGUGAAAAAAUUAUACCCCUUGCCGAUAUAAUAACGCCAAACCAGUACGAAGUGGAAUUACUAACAGAGAGAAAGAUUUCAAAUGAGAGCGAUGUUUGGUCAGCUGUUCAAUGGUUUCAUGAUCGUGGUAUUGAUACGGUUGUAAUAUCGAGCAGUGAGCUGGGCGAGGAAAAUGAGUUGCGUGCAUUCUUAAGCAAGAAAAAUGACAAGCGUUAUAUAUUGAAUAUACCCCGUCAAGGAAAUGGUAUAUCCUUCACAGGCACCGGUGAUCUUUUUGCUUCACUUUUCCUUGCACACAGUCAUGGAACUAAUAAUUUAGGUAGCACCCUUGAAAAGACAAUAGCUUCACUACAAGCAGUCAUAAAACGCACACUUGAUUCCAUGCCAGCUGAAGUGUUGUCCGGUAAAAGAAAAGUAACCGCACAAGAGUGUGAGCUUAAGCUAAUACAAAGUAAGAAUGUGAUCGAAAAUCCAGAGGUUGUGCUGAAAGCAAUAGAAGUUAAAAAUAAAUAAACACCAGUACACUUGAGUAAACAAAUAUUUGAACAGAAAAAAUCAUUUAAUGUCAUGAUGUUCAGUUGUCACUUUUACCAGACGCAUUUUGUAUAGCUUCGAUUGUUUCAUAUGUAUAAAUGUAUGUUAUGGUUGUGUUGUAACUUGUAUUGUUGUAAUACAUGCUUUCGAGGACAAUAAUAAAUACUUAAUAUAUCUUAUGCA